Molecule: messenger RNA, 1945 nt
Organism: Caenorhabditis sp. 36 PRJEB53466
Lineage: Eukaryota; Metazoa; Nematoda; Chromadorea; Rhabditida; Rhabditidae
Source: the annotation of a GenBank genome assembly
AUGCGGGUCCUACUGGCUUCUCUUCUCUUUGGUGCAUGUCUCGCCGGACCUAUUGUAGACACAAAUUACGGAAAAGUAGAGGGAUUCGAGUACGAGGACGCUGAAGUGUUCCUUGCGAUUCCGUUCGCGAAGCCGCCAGUCGAUGAUCUCCGAUUUGAAGUAAGCAAGUGAUUGUUUACCUUUCACCGUCGGUGUUUCUUUAGAAGCCAGUGGCUCCGGAGCCGUGGGAAGACGUCUAUCAGGCGACUCAAUUCCGAAAUGACUGCACUCCCCACUACCGUCUCGUCGCACAGUUUUCCAGUUAUUCCGGAGAAGACUGUCUCACUUUGAACGUCAUCAAGCCAAAGAAGGCCGAGAAACUGCCGGUUCUUCUGUGGGUGCACGGCGGAGGAUACGAGAUCGGAUCGGGCAGUCAGCACGGAUACGAGGUGUUCGCGAAGAAGUACGCUCCGCAGGGAGUCAUUGUGGUCACCAUCCAGUAUCGACUCGGAUUCCUCGGUUUGUUCUGAACUUUGGAAAUCUUCUAAUUUGAGAGCCUCAGGGUUCUUCACGGAAGGAACAUCAGAUGUCCAAGGAAACUGGGGACUGUUCGACCAAGCUGCCGCUCUGAAGUUUGUGAAAGAGAACAUCGGGCACUUCGGAGGAGACGCCGGUCGGAUCACAAUCUGGGGAUACAGUGCGGGAGCCGCGAGUGUCUCCCAGCUGACGCUCAGUCCUUACUCGAGAGAUCUCUACUCUCAAUCGAUCAUCAUGUCGGCUAGUUCUUUUGCCGGAUGGGCGACUGGCUCCAAAGUGGUUGAUCACUCGAAGCAGUUGGCCGAGAUCUUGGGAUGUCCAUGGCCGAACUCGAGGGAAUGCAUGAAGAAGAAGCCGCUUCACGAGAUAUUCGAUGCAGUCGAGGUGCAGGGAUGGACCACUGGGACCAUUGAUAUUCUCCGUUGGUCCCCGGUUAUUGACGGUGAUUUCCUGCCGAAAAAUCCUGAAGAGCUGGUCAAAGAAGCGCCUGUCAAGCCAACGAUUAUUGGGCUUAGCAACAAGGAAGGAUCCUACUUUGGUUAGUUGUAUUGCCCAAAUGUAGAAGUUCUUAGUUUUCAGCUGCUGCGAACAUGGGAAGAGUAAUUGCCGAUUUCGGGUUGCCGCAGGAUACUCUUCCGAAGGUCGACGAAGAGUUCAUCUCGGAGAUCAUUGGCAGAAAACUGCUGUACGAAAACAGAUACGGAGAGAACAGACAGAAGGUGUGGGAAGAGAUUCUUGAUUUCUACACAAAGCAUGAUGUUCCCGAGGAAGAAAAGGAUCGGAACGGAUUCUACAUCAAUCAGUAUUCUGAGGUUGGAACUACUUUCCAGCAAGACCAGCAUUCCAUUUCCUUUCAGAUGCUGUCUGAUAUCUCAUUCAACGUGCCGAUUGUCCGUGAAAUUGUGAGCAGGGUCGAAAGGAAAACUCCAGUUUGGACCUAUCUAUUCGAGCAUUACAAUGAUAAAAUCUGGAAGAAGUACAUUCCGCAGCAAGUGAAAGGUUUGUUUCCAUGAAUCAACAGCCCAAGAGUCCAAAUUCAGGAUCGCCGCACGCCAACGAGUACCAUUAUCUGUUCGAAAUGCCAGUUCUUGCUCAAAUUGACUUGAAAAAGGAGCCGGACAGUUGGAUUCAACAUGAUCUAAUUAACUUGGUGGUUUCCUUCGCCAAGAAUGGGUAUGAGCUCAUGAACUCUCAAAUUUGAAUCAUUUUCAUUUACAGACAACCGAAUGUUCAAGAUUUGGAGUGGAGACCAGUUAGUGAUCCGGACGAUAUCAACUUCCUGGACAUUACCUCGAAUGGAGUCUCACUGAAGAGUGGGCUUUUCCAAGAGCCAGUUGAAUUCUGGAACGGUCUCCGAGACAGAGAAGGAUUCGAUCUGAUCGACCCGACUUCCAGCGAAUCCUGGUCCGCUCACAAAGAUGAACUGUAG